Messenger RNA from Staurois parvus, 1874 nucleotides. Lineage: Eukaryota; Metazoa; Chordata; Amphibia; Anura; Ranidae. The record is from the annotation of a GenBank genome assembly.
AUGCUGAGCGAGCAAGAGCUGAGUAUUGCCAUGAUGGUGACCUCACGAGAAGUUUUCAAUGCACUUUCCCAGCUUGUUCCAUGUGUUGGUUGUCGAAGGAGUGUGGAACGCCUUUUCACUCAGCUUGUGGAGUCUGGAAACCCUGCACUGGACCCUCUCUCAGUGGGUGCGAAGGGUGUGUGCUCACUCUAUCACACAGUUGUAUGACUGAUGCCACAAAAUUGUACACGCUGUUUUAUGUGCGGGGAACUAAACUAAGCAGUAUGAUUGAAGCGAUUCCAAAAAGCAAGAAGAAUAAAAGAUGCCAGCUUCAUUCAUUAGAUACACACAAGCCAAAGCCUUUGGGGGGAAACUGGAUGGACAUUUGGGAAGUCAUGUCCCAGGAAUGCCGCGAUGAAGUUGUUUUAAUUGAUUCCAGCUGUCUUUUGGAAACCUUGGAAAAUUACCUACGGAAACACAGGUUUUGCACAGAUUGCAAGAAUAAAGUACUUAGAGCAUACAACAUUUUAAUUGGAGAACUGGACUGUAGUAAAGAAAAGGGCUAUUGUGCUGCACUGUAUGAAGGUCUUCGGUGUUGCCCUCAUGAACGACACAUUCACGUCUGCUGUGAGACGGAUUUCAUUGCUCAUCUCCUGGGUAGAGCAGAGCCAGAGUUCGCCGGCGGGUAUGAGCGUAGGGAAAGGCAUGCUAAAACGAUAGACAUUGCACAAGAAGAAGUCUUGACGUGCCUGGGAAUUCAUCUCUAUGAGCGUCUGCAUCGCAUCUGGCAGAAAUUAAGAGCCGAGGAGCAGACCUGGCAAAUGCUGUUUUAUCUUGGUGUUGAUGCCUUACGCAAGAGUUUUGAGAUGACUGUUGAGAAAGUGCAAGGAAUUAGCCGGCUAGAACAGCUGUGUGAAGAGUUUUUGGAAGAGGAAAGGGUUCAGGAGCUUAAGCAAGAAAAGAAGCGGCAGAAGAAGAAAAACAGGAGAAAAAACAAAUGUGCAUGUGAUAUGCCAUCAUCACCAGAAAGUAUGGAGACAAUCACCACAAGUCAGGAAAAGGAGACACCAGGCUUUGCAGAUAUGGGCUGCAAGUCUUGCAAUGGUAUAGAAGACAACAGCUGUGUAGAAGUGGUAAUAACACAUGAAAACUCUUCAUGCACUUGUCCAAAUAGUGGGAAUCUCCUGGCAUCUUCAAAAAUGAAAAAGGGCUUAGCACCACGUUCCAAUGGAAGUGAUUGUGGUUAUUCAUCUAGCAUGGAAGGUAGUGAACCAGGAUCUCGGGAAGGGUCAGAUGUGGCUUGCACUGAAGGCAUUUGCAACCAUGAUGAAGCAGGUGAGGAUUCAUGUGUCAAUUGUGACAAGGAAGAAGAAGAUGGUGAUAGCUGUGUGGAAUGUUGGGCCAAUUCAGCAGAGGAUAGUCUGAAAGGAAAAAAUAAAAAGAAGAAGAAGAAAUGCAAACCAUUUAAAUGUGAAAAAGAGAGUCAUGGGGCCUGUGCAUCUGAAAUUCCAGACAACAUACACAAUGAUCAGUCCAAAGAUGGCAAAGCUGAUAGCUGUUGUUCUUCCAUGAAAAUCAAUGGACAGUCAUGCAUAGAUCACCAGAGUGAAUUAUUAAAAUGCACAGGGUCAGGACAACCAUCAGACAAUUUGGAAGGUGGAAGAGAAACAAAAACCUUAAAAGAACUUCUGGAUGAAUCAGAAUGCACUUCAGAAGAGGAAGAUGGUCUAUCACAGGAUGAAAUCCAGGCCUUUAUGGCAAACAACCAGUCCUUUAUCAGCAACCGGCAGCAGUUUAGACAGUAUCUGAAGGAAAAGUUUAAUAAGUACUGUCUCCGACAUGAUCACCGGAAUCCUGUUUGUAGUAGCUGGUUGGCAACAGCUGGAGCAAAUUAA